AAUUUACCGAUGGGUAAAUAAGUGAUCACAGAAGAGUAACUUAUUUCUGUGUACUGUAUUCACUUCAAAAUUCAUCACUCUAUUAAUCCAUACAAAGAAAGCCAUUUUGCAAAGCUUUGUUUCUCUCGGUCACAACUACCACUACCAGUCCUUGCUGUUGGACAAAACUGCCACCGCCAAUAAUUGGGUUGGGAUGGGACCUUGUGAGUAAACCAGACAUCCUCUCUCUCUCUCUCUCUCUGUUGAUACUGCAACGCUCACCAACUCUCUCAGUUUACAGUUUCAUGAUGAUUCGUUUACACAGACAUAUUGUAUCCCACACCCACUUGGGUAUUUUCCACCUUACGUUUCUUACCACAUCCCUCUCCUCUUUCCCCUUUAUCAUCCAUUCCUUAGCCCUUGGUCCUUACUCUUUUAACCCCACUCUAAUUCACCCCUUCUCUCUCCACUUGUGAGUUGCUAUGCUCCAAGUACAGUAUUUAUUAUUAUUAUUCUUGAGUGCAUAAUCUACACUAAAGAGAGCUACCUUGCUAGCUAGUAUAGUUAACAUCAGAACACAAAGCUAUGGUAUAACACAUUGUUGCAUAUGGGGUCUGGUUCUGCUGCUUCUUGCCGAUUACAUUUAAUGCCAUUCCUUUGUUAGCAUCACUCACGCAUUAUACGGAAUGUUGGUCACCCUUCCAUUCCCACUCCCACUCACUUAUUAUCAUUACUCUUGCUUAGCUUUAAUUUGAUGGAGAGGCUUCAGCUUCAAGGACCCCUUGACUCCUCUUUGUUUGGUGAGCACCUAGAAGUGAAUUGCUUGGAACAAGGUUUUGUCGAUAGAGAGAGUAACUUCAAAGUCAAGGAGGAUGAACAUGAAGAACAAACUUUGAUAUCAAGCUUGGAGGGUAACAUGCCAUUCCUUCAGAUGCUUCAAAGCGUGGAAUCCCCUCCAUUUUCUCCCUUCAAAGAUCCAAACUUUCAGGCACUAUUAAGACCGCAGCAUCUUAAGAAACCAUGGGAAGGGACGCCCUACAUACCCACAUUGGAAUCCGAAAUCAAUGAAUUUGAACAGUACACACGUUCAGGCAGUGAUGCUGCUUGGGCUAAUAAGAAGACAAACUCCCAGCAUAAAGAUACCAGGUUAUCGAAACAUCAUCAUCAGGAACGGGUGAGGAAGAGGAAGAGAGGAAGAGAAAGUAAAGACAAGGACAAGGAAGAGGUUGAGAACCAGCGCAUGACCCACAUUGCUGUGGAACGCAAUAGGCGGCGCCAAAUGAAUGAGCAUCUCAGUGUUCUAAAGUCUCUCAUGCACCCUUCCUAUAUUCAAAGGGGUGACCAUGCAUCAAUCAUAGGGGGUGCAAUAGACUUUGUGAAGGAAUUGGAGCAGUUAGUUGAAACCCUUGAGGCCCAAAGAAGGAUGAGAAACAAGGAAGAAGAGGAUGGUGGAAUGAGGUCAUCAGCAUCAUCCAGCAGGAAAGAAGAAGCAAGUGGUGGCAAUGAGGCUAAGGCAGAGAGAAGGUCAAAGGUGGGAGGCAUUGAGGUGAGUGUGAUUCAAAGCCAUGUCAACUUGAGAAUUCAGUGCGAGAAGAGAGCAGGGCUAUUGAUAAAUGCAAUCGUUGCAUUGGAGAACCUAAGGCUCCCUAUUCUUCAUCUCAACAUCACAUCCUCAGAUUCUUCAGUUCUCUAUUCUUUCAGUCUCAAGAUUGAAGAAGACAGCAAGUUAGGGUCAGCAAAUGAAAUUGCAGAGGCAGUUGAUAAGAUAUUGACUUCAUUAACACAUUAACAGAUUAACUGAUGAUGGUUCUUCGCUUGAAAAAGAGAUGGCAGAAAUGGCUGGGAAACGGGAAACACAGGGCAACCGUUUAUUGUUUGCACAUGCCAGUGUCAUGUGAGCACAAAAGAUAAAAAACAAAUGUGUACUCGAAUGUUGCAUAGGCUAUCUUAUUAUUUAUUUAUUUUUGGAAAAUUUGGUUGGUGACAGAUGUGAUUAGGGUGUUUGUCUACGUGCAUCGAGUUUGAAAAAAUAGAGACAAAAGUUUUGCUAUCCUGUGCAUGAUUUUGAAAACUAGACCGGAUUAGUCAAUUGGACCGAUCCAACCG
Molecule: messenger RNA, 2085 nt
Organism: Arachis ipaensis
Lineage: Eukaryota; Viridiplantae; Streptophyta; Magnoliopsida; Fabales; Fabaceae
Product: transcription factor bHLH67
Biological process (GO): guard cell differentiation; positive regulation of DNA-templated transcription; stomatal complex development
Cellular component (GO): nucleus
Molecular function (GO): DNA-binding transcription factor activity; protein dimerization activity
Source: RefSeq, a predicted model, not a curated record